UAUAGAAUUAAUUAGGGUUUAAAUUAAAAAAUUAAGGUUAAUGACUAAUGACAAUUAACGUCGUGGGUCAUUAAGGGUAUUUGAGAGUACCACGUGAAUUAUUAUUUAAACUUCGGAAUACUGUAUAUUCUGAAAAAUUAAAGGGUAUCACGUGAAUUUUUUGAAAAAUUAAAGGGUAUCACGUGAAUUUUUUGAAAAUUCAGAAUAUUUGGUGAAAAAUCCGUAAAAAAAUAUAAAAAAAAUCAACCCUUAACCAAAAAAACUAUAUAAUAUUGAUUUUUUCCAACUAAUCCGAAAAGACGUUUUAGGUUUACCUCCUCGCCCUAAAGCCUUCAUAGCUUUUUCUCUCCUUGUUAAACAAAAAAACCCCUCGCUCAAAAAGACAAAAACCCACUGCCUGCCUCUUGGCGGGUAUUCUGUUACAUACACCAGAUUCUGACACAGUGACACUCCACUUCCUCCUUCUCUCCCCUCUCUCUCUCCCCCCUCUCUCUCUUUUCCGCCAUUAAACUUCCAUUAAAGCUCCUCCAUAGCUGAUUUUCUCUCUCCUUCUCUCUAAACUAAAGUAAAACUUAAAAUUCAGCGACAAUGUUCUACUCACAUCAGCUGCUUGCUCGAAAAGCUCCUCUAGGUCAAAUAUGGAUGGCAGCUACGAUGCACGCCAAGAUGAAUCGGAGAAAACUCGAUCAGAUCGACAUUAUCAGAAUUUGUGAAGAAAUCUUAAAUCCUUCAGUUCCAAUGGCGCUCAGACUCUCUGGAAUUUUAAUGGGUGGUGUGGUAAUCGUUUAUGAACGCAAAGUUAGACUCCUUUAUGAUGAUGUAAAUCGUCUACUGGUUGAAAUCAACUCAGCAUGGAAGGUGAAGCCUGCUGUGGACCCCACAGUUCUUCCCAAAGGCAAAAAUCAAGCCAAGUUUGAAGCUGUGACAUUGCCUGAGAACAAUGCAGAUGUUGGUGAUGUUGAGCAGUCUAUUGACUACUCUAACAAGUUUACUGGUAGUGCAACAUUUCAGCAAUCGGCUUUCUUUGCCAUGAGACUGGAUACUAUUGAUGAGCUUACAGAGAGCUUCAGAGAAAAAGAACCAGAUGCUGGACACCAUCAAGCGGAACCUGCUAAUAUUACCUUAGAUGAGCCAUUUCAUUCAUUUCGAGUUGACACAGGUCUCUACAAUCGCUUUGAAAGAUUUGAUAUUGAAGGAGAUGAAGAAACACAGAAUAACUUCCCUUCUCAAGGGUACACAGAAAUCCCACCUGCUAAUGUACACUCUCCGCCUCCAGAAAUGGAGCAGCCACAGAAAGAUGGUAAUAUCAGAAAUCUUUCUUCAGCAGAUGAUACUUUUGAUCGACAUCCAGUGAGACAGGCUGAUCAAUCUUCUCCUCAACUCAGGGAGGCUGGACAACAACCCCAGCGACAUUUACAGAAGCGAAAACCAGCAAGAAAGAAAUCAAGGGAAGCUCCUUGUAUAAUGGAUAAUGAACAAACCAUGAUUCCGAGUAACUUGUACCAAACUUGGCUCCAAGAUUCAGUUGAUAUACGGGUCAAGAGGCCCAAAAUUACAGAGCAUGCCAAAGCAAAAUCAGCUGUGAAAUUAGCCAAAUUAGUAGACCUGCCACCAGUAGCACUAUCUUGUGGGUUAUUCGGAAGAAACCAUGAAGUCUAUUAUCCAAAACCGCUUCUAAAUCUGUGGAUAACAAGUAUGCAGCCUUUGCAAGAUUCACCUUCUGGUUCUGGAAGGACUAAUUCUCCCCAUCCACCAGAACCAUCAUCAUCCUCACCUCCUCAUGGACAAUAUUAUCAAGAUCCACCAGAAAUGCCAAUGGGGGAUGUUGGCAAUAGAGUCAAAUCUAAUAGAAUAGCCUCACAAGAAAAACUACGAAGCAACGUGGCCACAGGAACUGAGAUACCUAUCAAUGAGUUCAACCUCAUGUUCAAUGGUGUGGCCACAUCUAAUCCAAAUGCUGCAGCAGCUAACUCUGGAACCUCUGUUAAAUCAUUCUCGGUUCCCAGCCCAGGUCCUGGACUUGACUUCUUGUCAAACACUUCAGACAGCUAUUCAGAGCGGUUAAGAAAGAAAAGGCCCUCUUCAACCAAAUUCAACAGUGCUGGCCUUGAGUCACUAGAUGAAGAGAACCAGUGGAUACAUGAAGCAGCAGAACACAAUCUUCCUGGUUUUGGUGAGCCAGCUCAACCAAGCUUCAAGAUACCCAGACAUUCUCGGCAUGGUCCAACCCCUGAUCAUGAACUGCUGAUAGAAACGGGAACUACUCAAACUCAGCGCGCUGCAAUUGAUGAGGAAGCUGAGAGGAUGGCCAGUAACAUCACAACGCAUCUAAAGACAUACUUCGAGACCCCAGGAGCACCUCAGACAGAAUCAUUAAACCAGCUAGCUUUUGGAAUGAACAGGAAACAAGCUGCUCAGCUUUUCUACCAGACUUGUGUUCUAGUUACGCGAGAUGUCCUCAGAGUGCAGCAAACGUUAGCAUAUGGAGACAUUACCAUAUCUAGAGGAGCAAAGAUGUGAAAAGGUUUGCCAUAGAGAUAUUACAUUCACUGACAUUCUAAAGUAUGCAACUUAGGGAAGUUCAAUUAUAUAGGAGAUAAGGGUUAUUAUAUUCCUUAAUAUAUCGCUACUCCAUCAAACACAUACUAAACUGUUUGGUCUAAAUUCAUAUUUGAGGGGAUGUACAUGUUUAUUGAAACAGUUGUCAAGAAUGCAGCCUAUAUAUUAUAUAUAGUGGCAAUGAAUAUAUAUAUACCUUCUAGUUUCUUCAA
This is a messenger RNA of Beta vulgaris subsp. vulgaris (sugar beet), 2771 nucleotides long. RefSeq names its product sister chromatid cohesion 1 protein 1. The record is from RefSeq and is a predicted model, not a curated record. Gene Ontology annotation, biological process: mitotic sister chromatid cohesion; replication-born double-strand break repair via sister chromatid exchange; synaptonemal complex assembly. Bases 589 to 2520 code for a protein of 643 amino acids. Gene Ontology annotation, cellular component: cohesin complex; synaptonemal complex. The transcript is spliced from 20 exons. NCBI's taxonomy places the organism in Eukaryota, Viridiplantae, Streptophyta, Magnoliopsida, Caryophyllales, Amaranthaceae. Gene Ontology annotation, molecular function: protein binding; chromatin binding.